AGAUAGGUUGAAGGGAUUGGGACACAUUCAGGUAUUGUAUUGUUCUCCCUCCAACAAAACCUCUUUUUGGUUUGGCGGUCUUCUCUUCCUCACUGUUGUGGGUCUGAGUCCUCUAAUGGCUUCUUCUCGAGAGCCGUCACCAGACUGGAUCCACAAUUUCCAGGCACCAACAUUUAUCACAUUGUCAUCUCCCUCAGAGUCUGCAGAGGAUAGCCCAAUACGGCGUUCAGUUCCUUGUCUUGAAGAAGAGGUCGAGCUUUCCAGGCCUGAAGCUCAUGAGAGAGAUCAGGAUGCAAUCUCUGUUGAUAGUGAAGAAGAGGCUCCAGAGACCAAGGUUCCAGUGUCGAAAGGUUUAAAAAGCAAAAAGCGCACAAAUAAUCAUAAAAUCCAGGAAGAGGAUGAAGGGGAAGGUGGUCUCAACAAUGCCGAUGAAGAUAUUCCUGAGAAACAAAACGAACAUCGUGUCUCCUCAAGAUUGCCUCUGGUUUUCCCUGAAAAAAUCCAGCGGUCGAAGGUAGCCUAUUGUUCUUAUAUGCAAUUGCAGGUUAAUGCACUCAUUGAGUGUGAAGGUGAAGCUCUAGAUAUGAGUGGAGAUGUUGGUGCUGUUGGGCGAAUAUUAAUUUCAAAUUCUCCUUCUGGGAAACCUGAAAUGCUUUUAGAUUUGAAAGGUACCAUUUAUAAAACAACAAUAGCUCCUUCGAGAACAUUUUGCAUAGUUAGCUUUGGGCAAUCAGUAGCUAAGGUUGAGGCUGUAAUGAAUGACUUCAUUCAGUUGAAGCCACCCUCUAACGUCUUCGAGUCCGAAACAAUGGUUGAAGGUACACUUGAAGGGUUUUCCUUUGCUUCGGAUGAGGAAGGAGACAAUGCCCUGAGGGCAUCUGAUCAUCAGGGCAAUCAAGACAAUGAGAAUGGAGAUCCAGCUGAUUCAAAGACCAAGAAAAAGGCUGAUAAAUCAUCAUUAGGUACUACAAAGCGUAAGAAGGCUAAAACUGCUACUAAGCCAACAAAGAAGGUAGCCAAGAAAUCUACAGUCUCCAAAAAGACAAAGUCUGGUAAGAAAUGAAUAAUUGAUUGUGUAAAGAUGCUUCGGCUUCUCUCAUCUUCCUUUGCAAUGUAUGAGCCAUAAUUUUGAGUGAUUUUGCAUCUCUCGAGUUCCUGAUC
Molecule: messenger RNA, 1161 nt
Organism: Amborella trichopoda
Lineage: Eukaryota; Viridiplantae; Streptophyta; Magnoliopsida; Amborellales; Amborellaceae
Source: RefSeq, a predicted model, not a curated record